AUGGAUGUCGACGAUAGAAACGAGAGACGGGAGGAUUUCCUGUCGAAUGGACAUAAUUUGGGAGAAUUGCCUCAAGGAAUCCUCGAGGUUAUACGGCUGGAGAGCUCUCCGCGAUUCCUGGAUGCGCUCGCCGUUGCAGCUCUCAAGCCUGAAUUGACGCUGCGGCUAUUUACGAGAUAUGAGGAUAUAUUCGCAGAUACUUCUGCGAGGUGGAUUGGGAGGGAAAGGGGAGGAAGACAAGAUGUGGGAGUGAUCGGGGCUUUUGCGCGUGUUCUGCCUCUUGCGCCGCAUCUGUCGACCUUUCUGGGAAAAUAUUUGGAGAGUACUACGACACCUGGACACGACGGACCAAGCGCUAGGAUAGAAAGCCUAUGGGUAGAGGAUAAUGGGCUGGACGCUUUGGGGCUCCAACGCAUAUUUCUGGCAACUCUACGGCUCCUCAACCUCAGCAAUCAAAAUGCCUUCUCUCAAACGAUUUCGAGUGCGAAUAUCCAAGGCUAUCUGAAGCAUGCAGAUAGAGGAGUGCGAUAUUUGGCUGUCAGAAUACUCUGCCAUUUAUGUUACGCUUCGGAAUCUAAGCUCGAAGCCAUGGUCGAGGAGCAUGUUGGAAAGUCGGAGGCCGUAAUGGGAGACUUUGACGGUCGACAGGUGGACUACGGAUUCUUGAGCCUGUUUGAGGGAAAGCGGCUGAAAGAUGCUACCGAAGCUCUGCGGAAUAAAAAACCCAUCAUCACGUCAAAUCUGGAAGGGCUAUCGGACUUGGUUGUAAAAUAUACAAAUACUCUACUUCCCCGACCCAAUGGACCCCCAGCUCGAUCUUCUACUCUAGUGCAUACCACAACUACUUCGCACAACAUGGAAUUGUUUGCCAAAGCACUCCUCUCCUCUUCCCCAAUACUGCUUCAUGGGCUGGCGGGUUCCGGAAAGACAUCGCUUGUUAAUGACUUUGCCCGAGAACUUGGGGUAGACUCGAACAUGGUCACCCUCCACCUGAAUGAACAGACUGAUGCAAAGAUGCUAAUCGGAAUGUAUGCGAGUGGUUCGAAGCCCGGAUCCUUCACAUGGAGAGCCGGUGUCUUGGCGACGGCCGUCAGAGAAGGCAGAUAUGUAUUCAUUGAGGAUCUCGACCGAGCACCAAAUGAAGUUAUCAGUGUCAUCCUACCCCUGAUCGAGCGUGGAGAACUUCUGAUUCCCAGUCGUGGCGAAACAGUCAAGGCAGGGCGUGGAUUCAGGCUUCUCGCCAGUAUCCGAACAACUCUAAGUGUCACUGGGCAUGAGAACCCGCCCGCCUUGCAUAUGCUUGGAGCUCGUUUGUGGCAGCGAGUACCUGUCCAGAUGCCGAAUCAAGAAGAAUUCACAGACAUCAUCAAUGGCACUUAUCCGGUCUUGCAUAAGUUCCUGCCUGGUAUCAUCAGUGUGUAUGAGCGAUUAUACACAUUGUCGCAAAAGCCGGCUUUCGCCUCGAAGAGUCGGACAUCCCUCGGAAGACCAAUUAGCCCUCGUGAUCUUCUCAAGUGGUGCCGCCGGUUAGAUGGUAUUCUCAAGACAGCAGGUUCGAGAACUGGCGACGAACCCAUCACUGAUGCUGUCAAGUAUGAGAUGUUCCUGGAAGCUACGGAUUGCUUUGCUGGCAGUCUGCAGUCAGAUGAUACCCGCAGGACAGUUAUUUCUGCCAUUGCCGAGGAGAUGCACAUCGAUCCUCAACGCGUUGAGCAUUUCCUGACAUCCCAUAUUCCACGAUACGAGGAUGGCGAGAAGGAGCUCACUAUCGGGCGUGUGCGCCUACAGAAGAGACCUGCCAAUCGCGUCACUAAACCAAAGAAAGCCAGACCGUUCGCUAACACUGCCCAUGCCAAGCGAUUGCUCGAGCAGGUCGGAGUCGCUGUGAAAAUGAUGGAGCCAGUGCUUCUCGUAGGUGAAACUGGUAUCGGAAAGACCACCGUCGUUCAACAGCUUGCAGACUCCCUCGGAUACAAGCUCACCGCUGUUAACCUGUCACAGCAGAGUGAAGUUGGCGAUCUUCUCGGUGGCUUCAAGCCUGUCAACAUCAGAAGUCUAGCUAUCCCGCUCAAAGAAGAAUUUGAUGACCUCUUUGAAGCCACAGGUAUCUCUGUGACCAAAAACCAGAAGUACAUUGACUCACUGGGGAAAUGUGUCGCAAAGAGCCAGUGGAGUAAAGCCACCAAGCUUUGGCGCGAAGCUCCAAAGAUGUUCGACAAGAUUUUGUCCGAGUUGAUGAAGAAGGAGAUAUCUAGUGGACGAUCGGUCGAGCAGCCGGUGAAGCGUCGCAAGACCGAGACAAGGCUGCAGUCAUUAUUGCAACUGAAACCACGAUGGGAAAGAUUUUCUCAGAGCUUGGCUCAAUUCGACAUCCAGCUGUCCGGUGGCUCAAAAGGCUUUGCUUUUACUUUCGUGGAGGGAAACAUCGUGAAAGCUGCUCGGAACGGUGAUUGGGUGCUUCUCGACGAAAUAAAUCUUGCUUCGCCCGACACCCUGGAGAGCAUUGCAGACCUGUUACACAGCGGCUCUGGCGGCUCGCCAUCAAUCUUGCUCUCGGAGACGGGUGAGAUUGAGCGUGUGAGAGCUCAUCCAAACUUUCGCAUAUUCGGUGCCAUGAAUCCCGCCACUGAUGUCGGAAAGCGGGAUCUCCCAAUGGGACUGCGAUCGCGGUUUACUGAGAUUUAUGUUGAGAGUCCUGACCGUAACCUGGAUGAUCUUCUUGGUGUCAUUCAAGCUUAUUUGAAAGGCAACAGCAGUAAUGACGAGAAAGCGGCUCACGAUGUUGCUCGACUGUACCUCAACACGAAGCGUCUCGCAGACGACAAGAGAUUGGUGGAUGGAGCCAAUCAAGUUCCGCAUUUCAGUCUUCGAACCCUGACCCGUGUGUUGAGUUAUGUGGUUGAGAUCGCUCCUUCAUAUGGACUGCGUAGAGCUUUGUAUGAAGGUUUCGCCAUGGGUUUUCUCACCCUUCUUGACAGAGAAUCUGAACGGCUGCUCAUACCAUUGAUCGAUCACCACUUGUUGAGCGGCCAUGGUAACCCUCGUGCUCUUCUGGCCCAGACUCCUCGUCGACUCGAUGAUGGGAAGCUGUAUAAAGCAUUCACGAACAAGAACAAGGACCGCCAAUAUUGGAUGCUUCAGGGCUCAGACAUACCCCAGGAGCAGUCUCAUUACAUUCUGACCCCUUCCGUUGAACGUAACAUGCUGAAUCUGGUCCGCGCUACAUCUACACGACGCUUCCCCGUUCUAGUUCAGGGUCCGACCUCUUCUGGAAAGACGAGUAUGAUCGAGUAUCUGGCAAAGUUCAGUGGCAACAAGUUCGUCCGAAUUAACAAUCACGAGCACACUGAUUUGCAAGAAUACCUGGGUACUUACGUGUCUGGCGCUGAUGGACAACUACGCUUUCAGGAGGGCCUUCUCGUUCAAGCUCUCCGCCAAGGACACUGGAUCGUGCUCGAUGAGUUGAACUUGGCACCAACCGAUGUGCUGGAAGCUCUAAACAGACUGCUUGAUGACAACCGAGAACUCCUCAUUCCUGAAACCCAAGAGAUUGUCCGGCCUCACGAGAAUUUCAUGCUCUUCGCUACUCAAAAUCCGCCAGGACUUUAUGGUGGUAGAAAAACACUUUCGCGAGCCUUCCGAAAUCGUUUCUUGGAACUUCACUUCGACGACAUCCCACAAGAGGAGUUACAUACCAUCCUGGAAUACAGAAGCAAGAACGUCGCACCCUCGGACUGUAAGCGAAUCGUACAAGUGUACAAGGAUCUGUCCAGUCUCCGUCAGUCCAACCGCCUCUUUGAACAAAAAGAUAGUUUCGCCACCCUCAGAGAUCUUUUUCGUUGGGCUAUGAGAAACGCAGAUACCCGCGAGCAGCUAGCUGCGAAUGGAUACAUGCUCCUCGCAGAGCGCGUUCGAAACCCAAUUGAGCGAACAGCUGUCAAGGACAUCAUUGAGAAAGUCUUCAAAGUCACAAUCCAUCCCGCUUCUCUUUACAACGGCGAACUCUCUCCCGAGAUCAAGGCCUACAAUGAGACGUCGAAUUCUCAAGGCGUGGUCUGGACACAUGCUAUGCGGCGUCUCUACGUCCUCGUCGCUCACGCUCUUCGCAAUAACGAGCCUGUUCUGCUUGUCGGUGAGACGGGAUGCGGAAAGACGACCGUUUGCCAAAUGUUAGCCAACGCUUUUGGAAAAAAGCUGCAUGUUGUCAAUGCGCAUCAGAAUACCGAGACGGGAGAUCUUAUUGGUGCACAGAGACCCGUGAGAAAUCGCGCAGUAAUUUUGGAACAGCUGAAGCAGGAUUUGAUUGCUGUGCUGGGCGGUCUUGGGCAGUCUGUCGAUCAGGAUGAGAAAGUUGAUGUUUUGAUAGCUGCGUACCGGGCUUUGCCUUCAUCGACCGUUUCGCAAGCACCAGACGAAUUUCGUCAGAGGAUUGAGGCGAACCAAGGGAAGGCAAAGGCUCUUUUCGAGUGGUCUGACGGAAGUCUCGUCCAGGCAUUGAAGGAUGGCGAAUUCUUUCUGCUCGACGAGAUUUCCCUCGCUGAUGAUUCUGUACUCGAACGCCUCAACUCAGUCCUCGAAACUCAGCGAACAAUAUUACUCGCGGAAAAGGGAGUCGAGAACUCCUUCGUAGAAGCCGCCGAUGGUUUCCAAUUUUUUGCCACCAUGAACCCCGGUGGUGACUACGGCAAGCGCGAAUUGUCCCCUGCCCUGCGAAAUCGCUUCACUGAGAUCUGGGUGCCUUCGCUGUCUGAGCAUGAGGAUGUCUUUCAGAUUGUUGAAGCCAAGCUGGAUAGCAAGUUCAAGCAUUUGUCGAAGGCUAUGGUGUAUUUCGCCGAGUGGUUUGGAGAGAACUAUCGCUCUUCCGCGGCAACUUCGAUUUCGGUCCGAGAUGUAUUGGCGUGGGUCAAGUUCAUGAAUGGCUCUUCUUCAAGCGAUCCGUACUUUGCUGUUCUGCACGGUGCGGCUAUGGUCUACGUUGAUACUUUAGGUGCCAACCCCGCGGCUCUGCUGGCUAUCAACCCGGAAAACAUCGUAGAAGAAAGAAAGAAGUGCUUACAAAAGCUCACCACUCUUCUCAACUACGACAUCAGCUCGAUCUACUUCAAGCCUAUCGGGCUGGUCAAUGGUGAGGACUCGCUUAUCAUAGGAGACUUCUCCAUCCUUAAGCAGUCUGGAUCAGACUCUGACCCGGGCUUUGCCUUGAACGCACCAACAACUAAAUUGAACGCUAUGAGAGUGGUACGCGCGCUUCAAGUUCAAAAGCCAAUUCUUAUUGAAGGCAGCCCAGGGGUCGGAAAGACCACUCUGAUCGCCGCUCUAGCUCGCGCAUGCAAUCGCCCUCUCACGCGUAUCAAUCUAUCGGAGCAAACCGACCUUAUGGAUCUCUUCGGCUCCGAUAUUCCCGUCGAAGGUGCAGAAGCCGGCCACUUUGCCUGGCGCGACGCCCCUUUUCUGCAAGCCAUGCAAAACGGCGAAUGGGUGCUCCUCGACGAAAUGAAUUUGGCCUCGCAAUCCGUUCUCGAAGGUCUCAACGCCUGUCUCGACCACAGAGGCGAAGUCUACAUCUCCGAGCUCGACCAAACCUUCAAGCGCCAUCCUGAUUUUUCCGUCUUUGCGGCGCAGAACCCACAUCAUCAAGGGGGUGGGCGAAAGGGACUGCCAAGCUCAUUUGUUAAUCGCUUCACGGUUGUGUAUGCGGAUGUGUUCCGGAACGAUGAUUUGAAGCUUAUUUGCAAGCACAACUUUCCCGCGAUGGAGGAUAAGACUUUGGAUACGAUGAUCCGGUUUGUGGAAAAGCUUGAGCAUGAAAUUGUGCGUGUCAGGCGAUUUGGAUCGCAGGGUGGACCGUGGGAAUUCAACCUGAGAGAUAUCCUCAGAUGGCUCCAACUGCUCGAGUCGGAUGCCCCGUUGCUUGCGGCUACGAAUCCGUCGGAUUUUCUGAACUUGAUCUUCAGACAACGAUUCAGAACCACCAAGGAUCGUCAGGAAAUUGACCGGAUAUUUGCCCAGAUCUUUUGCCAGAAUGUGCCGUUCCGCCAUUUCUUCCACAACACCAGUUCUUCCGCGUACCAAGUCGGCUUGUCUUACAUGGCGAGAGACCCUUUGAUUCAGCGGUUGCCAUUUCCAGCUGCCGAUCUCACCAAACGUUUGCCGGAGAUCGAGUCAGUUGUGAUCUGUAUACAGCAAAAUCUGCCAUGUAUAUUGGUAGGUCCAUCAGGAUCUGGCAAGACGACAAUUAUCGAGCACAUUGCAGCCACCAGUGGAAAAUCCCUCGUUGUCUUCCCACUCAAUGCCGACAUUGACACUAUGGAUCUCGUCGGAGGAUUCGAACAAGUGGACCCCCAGCGUCAAGCUAGCGCUUUCCUCACCGAGCUGAAAGACUUCCUCAAUACCAAGAUCCUGUCCUCCCUCCCAGCCGAGGUUCCUGGCGAAGCAUUUGAAGUGCUUUCCCUCCUCAAUCAAGAGGCCCGCUCAACACCAUCCCACUUCACUGGCCUUGCCUCUCUCCUUCGUGCCCUAUUCUCAAAAACUUCCCUCACAGCCUUCGAAAAUCUCGCUACCACGUGCGCACAGUUCGCAACCCGUCCUCUGGCCGUCGAAAACGCUCGUUUCGAGUGGGUCGAUGGCGUGCUUGUUAAAGCCCUCGAGCAAGGCUCCUGGCUUGUCCUCGAUAAUGCAAAUCUCUGUAGCGCUUCUGUUCUUGAUCGCCUCAACUCGUUGCUCGAGCCCAACGGCUUUUUGAGUAUCAAUGAGCAUUGUGGGCCGGAUGGCAAGCCGAAGGUUGUGAAGCCGCAUUCCGAGUUCCGAAUUUUCCUGACGAUGGACGCACGGUUUGGAGAAUUGUCGAGGGCGAUGAGGAAUCGGGCUGUGGAGAUCUUUGUCGAACCUUGGACAAUCGCUAUGGAGGAGCAGAGUUGUUUGAUCAUGACGAAGCCAGAGUCGAGUAUGCUAAGAUAUCAGAAUUUGGCCCAGAGUUUGGAGUCCUGUCCCACGGAUUUGGCAAAAGCUCGACUUGUUUGUUCUGCGGCUCUGGACAAUCUUUCCUGGUCCGAUAUGCCAAUUCUAGACAGAUUUUCUAGGGCUUGUCAAAAUAGCGACCUCGCAGAAGUUGGCGCCGUAAACUUCGAGGCCAUAUGCCAGCCAUACGGCGAGAUUUACCAGAGUAGCUCCAAUCAGCACCUGAGAGUGGCCAUCGGCGAGUUGCUCGGAGGACUCGCGAUCAAGACCAACUUAGCUGUGGAUAGCUUCAGAGAUGCGCAAAUCAUUCAUCCUCUGCAGAACUCACUUUUGGAAACUCUUCUUAGCCAAUCUGCAAACCCCGGGCAAGUAUUCUGGCUAGGUGCUAUCGUCAACUUCAUUGUCGACAUCACUGCUGCAAAAAAUGCCCAGGCGGAACAGGAGAUAGGCCUCGAUACUUUGAAGCCCAGCAAGAUGAACAGACUUCAACGAUCCCUCGUGAAAGCCCGCGUUCCGAUCGUUAAUAAAGAUUCAACAGUCAACGUCUCAGGAUUUCUGCGCAACACCCUCCAGGCUCUCUCCGUCUACCUACAAACACACACUGGUUCGAAUGCGCAAUGGAACGACCAGAGGUACGCAUUCCAGUCCCUGCUCCGAUACUGGUGGAAUACCUUCCAACUAGCCACAUCUACCGACUUCGAAGAAUCAACAUUCCAAGCCCAUCUCGCCAUCGGUAACGACAUGCUCACUGCCCUCACCACAAGCUCACAAUCACAAGAUUCGCCCAUCACGAUCUUCACUGAGAGCCUCUCAGCAGACUUCUCAUCGGGCUUCAAGCUAACCACAGGCCUCAGCAUGGAGCUCCUCUGGCGUAAGCUCCGGCCUACUGUCAUCCCAAACCUUCGCGUCAUGCAAACACUCACGAAGAUGAAAGCACUAGCCAACCGCUUCGAUGCUCUGAGAUGGAAGACCGCAAUCUCAGUCGCUGAGCAGGGGCACAUCAUGACUUCUCUUGUGAAAGCUUACAAAUUGAUUCUGACGAGCGAUGUUGAUGGCGCUAUUUUGAUCUCUACGCUAGAGACUGAGAUGCGGAACCUGGAACAGAGUAUUGGGUCUCUGGCUGAAGUUGAGGAGAAUAAGGUUAUGCCGUUCUUUGCAAGCCAAUUCGAGGCUUUGAGACAAUUCCGGACUUUAGAUGGGAUGCGCUCUGGCUCUGCUUGUGAACAAACUAUUGACGUCGAUUCUGCUAUCCUGGCCAAUCAUCCUACGACGUCUGAGAUGCAACUAGCGAGCGCGACAUCCAGCUCGAGAUCUCUAGAGACUGUCGAUUAUCUUCUUGGUGAUGGAUUGAAGUCUGUUGCUGACAAGUUUUCGGUGGAGAUGUUGACGACAUUCAAUGGUGUCAGCGAAGUGGACUUGAAGAGUCUGAAACUUCUUGAGGCUGAAUUGCCGUUUCUUGGAGAGAAAAUUUCCAAGUCCAGCGAGACGCUGUCGAGAGAUCAUGUUGUGGAUCUUAACGAAGUUCUGUCGAACUUGAUUCUGGAGGUUGUGUCUGCACAUGGGGAAGAAAUUACAUCGCACUUUGUUUCUUGGUGCCAGUCGCUACCUUCGAGUAUCGAGUCUAGUCCUAUCGACUUCAGCCUCGGCAGCAAUCCGAUAUCAUAUGCGCAGAACGAGGUUGUUAUCUCGAGCCACUUACAAGAAGUCCUUACAAACCACUUCAGCUCAUCCGCACUUUCCGUACUGGUCGCUCGCUCCCAGCCAGAUAACAGACUGCAAUUCUCUUCCCUAGCAUGGGUCACAUUUGCCAUCGGCUGUAUCACCCUGUACGUACCAGACCGUGCUUUCGAUCCCGACAAGAGACAAAGACUCGAACGCCAACGCCACGGAGAGCACCGUCAAGAUAUCCAAGACAGACUUGAUGCUCUCCGUCAGUUUGAACGCAUGUUUUCGGGCCAGGAGUCUAACCUCCGCUGCCAGCUUCUAGAGACUGAGCUUGCAGAACUUGGCGAGCCACCCGAGGUGUUGCAAGAGGUUUAUCGACCCGAGAAAUCGGAGAUAGAUCAAUUGCAAGGUGAGUUCGGAAACUUGCUUAAAUCUGUCCUUGGUUCGGGCCUUAGGGAUACGCUCACCAACUACUUCAAUGACGGUGAUGAGACUGGGCUCCAGCAAAUCAAGCUUGCACACCAUAACGUCUCUCAAAUUAUCCGAAGACUCUCAGAGCGAUUCUGUGCAUACAAUGACUUGACCGCACCGGUCAUCAGUAUGCUUCGCUGCUUGCAGAUCGGGUUAUCGAUGGCCACUCUGGUCUCUGCCACACCAUCUGCCAAGAACGAGAGUUGUUUGGCGCUCAGCAAGUCCACUCCUUUCCUUGGAGGGGGGCCGACUCCUCUCGACGAGGACAUCAUCGCCACCCAACCUAUGGAGUACCUCGCCAUCAUCGCCACGACAGCUGCUACAGAGAAUAUUUCCUCAUUCGGAUCCAGUGCUCGCCAAGCUCUAUUCAAAGGUUUCCACGGCUGCUACGACCAGUGGAAAAAGCGACUCGAAUCUGAUCGUCUCGAAGCUCAAACCAACUCUGGGCUGUACGUAUUCAGAGGCAGUGCUGAAGACGAGGAGGAAGACGAUCAAGAGCAGUUCAACGAUCUGUUCCCGACCUAUGGUGACGAGACUGCGGAUAAAAAGGGCGUCACGCCCGCUCAAUUCGGUGUUAGAGAGACUGCCAUUGGGCUAUCAAAGGUCCACUCGGAGGUCUUUUUGGGUAACACGCAGUCCAGAGAUAGCAUGCUUUCCAUCAUUCGCCAGAUUUCUAGGCGCAUUGGUUCUUUGCAUGAAGAUACCGCGGCAUUCACCGAGCGCAAGAUGACUAGAGCUCUGCUGCCUGGAACGCUGCUUCUUCUCAAUGACGAAAUCGAGUCUUUGAAUUCAAGCACUACCGUCCCCGAAGACUACAAUUUUUACACCUCACCCCACCUCCCCGAAACCCGCCAGCUAGUCACCCUCAUUCAACAAAUCAUUGCGCGUUUCGUUGCCCUCCAAGCUGUUGACGAAAUCGGACACAUGCAACCACUCGCCGAUGUCCUUCUCGCGUGCUCCGAGCUCCUGAAAUUCCGCCACAUCGAGCCCCUCGCCAAGAUUAUAACAAAGGUUGAAAAAGUACAUACUUAUAUCCAUGAAUGGCAGUUUGGCGGUUGGGCUAGUCGUGCAAAUUCUGCCUUGGAGCUGUAUGAUAAGCUUACUCAGACGAUCGUCGGCUGGAGACGACUGGAGCUUAGUACUUGGGCAAAGCUGUUUGAGAUGGAGAGCCAGACUUGCGACGAUGAUGCUAGGAGUUGGUUCUUCAUUGCUUAUGAAGUCGUUGUUGCUGUGCCGUUGCAGAUUUCCGAUUCGCCCGAGGAGCUCAAAGUGUACGCGCAGAAAUUGCUGAAGGAUCUGGAAGCGUAUUUCUCGACUGCUAUUACAGGCCAGUUCGUGCAAAGACUACAGUUGCUCAAGCAGUUACGUCAGCAUGUCGGGUUGCUAGCUGUUGACAUGCCGCAUCUUUCCAUUAUCCACGCGGCACUUUCAAAUUUCAUAGCGCUAUAUGCGCGGUAUGAGAAGCCUGUUACGGAACACUUGAAGAAGGGUCGAACCGGGCUGGAAAAGGCUAUGAAGGAUGUUUUGCUACUUGCGAGCUGGAAGGACACGAACAUUGUGGCACUGCGAGAUAGUGCCAAGAGAUCUCACCACAAGCUGUUCAAGAUCGUACGCAAGUUUCGCUCGCUGCUUGGACAGCCAAUGGAGUUUGUGCUCAAAGGCGGGCUGCCUGACGAACCCACUUCCCUACUCAACGAAAUCAAGUCUACCCCGGUUCCAGGUGUCGACGAAUCCGCUCUCGCCUUGUGCGCCAGCUCUGUACCAGACUGGUCCACUAAAAGCAAGCGAUUUGUUAACGUCAACAAGACCGUCUCUAUGAUGGCCAACACCGCCCAGCUGCCAACCUCCGCAAUCGAAGCCUCGCUAUAUCUCGAGUCCUUCCUGGCCAAUAUUAUUGACUCCAUAGCGGAGCUCCAGAAAGCCACGCCCUCAACUCUGACAGAAGAUAACAAAGUCGAGGUCAAGCAUCUCAAAUCCCGCAAACGCAAGCUCUUCGCCGAAACCCUGAAAGAGCUGCGCCAGAUGGGCAUCAAAUACAACCUCGGCGCCAAUGUCCUCGCGCAACAAGAAUCCUUGUCACUGGUCUUGGCUGGUGUCGGGGUUGUAAGCGAGCUUGAAGUCGAGGGCAUGGAGUAUUAUUUCCACAAAGCUGUCGAGAUGGCGCCGAGAGUCCGAGCAGCUGUACGACAGCACUCUGAAGAUUUAAGUAGUGCCGAAGUGGCUAGGAGUACGGGGUUUCUCGAAGGUCUGCUUCACGUUAUUUUGGCACAGAGGAAUGAACUUGCUGCUGCUCUCAAGGGGAUGACUUCCGUGGAAGCGAAGAUCACGAUGGUGAAGGGUCUUUGGGCACCGGGCUCUUACACAGUUAGAGCAUCACAGUCGUCGUCGAACCACAAGAAGCUGCUGAGAUGGUUGCCGAAUGUUCUGGUAGUCGCGGCGGAGCUGGUCACGGUUCAUGCCAAGCUGGGCAAGAUUGAUUCGAAGGACGUUCUUGGGAUGUUGGCUUUGUGGAAUGAUCGGUUUGUGCAGUUUGCGAGGCAGUGGGAUGAGCUUGCUACGCUUCCUUCUGGUAUUGUGUCGACGGAAUCCAUGGCGCUCGAGGAGAAUAUCACGGAUGCUGCAGAGCAACUUAGGAUCGAGUUAUCGGAUAUCAGUAAGCAGCGUCCUGAUCUGGCUUUUGUUGUCAAGCAGAUCCUGCCAUGGGUUGGCAUUGCUACCUCGAGCCAGCCUAGAUCUCCGGAAUCACAUACCACUGCAGAGCUCGACCAGAAACUCUCCACAGUCUGCGACACCGUCCUUGUUGCAAUUGAGAAGUACAAGAAGGCUGUUGCGGAAAUGCCAACCUCGACUGAAGACCCCGUUUGGCUUACUAAGAAUAAUACUUGUCUCUCAUCUGCCAUCAAGGCUCUUCACAGCGACAACAUAUCAGAGCAGCUCGAUCUGGCUUUCGAUAUCCUCCCCUGCGUCAACCUCGGAGAUGAACACACCAGCAGAUCGGCCGGCGCAAUCUUUGCUGUCGCCCUUCCAAUCCUCCAACAAUAUCUCAAUAUUCUCCAAGAGAGUGUCACUCGCUAUGGGCACCUCCACCGCACGACCUGCAAAACCUCCUACAUCCUCGCCAAAACUUUCGCACAGAUCGCCACAUCAGGAUUCUGCACGCCCGCCGAGAAAUCCUCUGCUCAGGAUGGUCAAACGGAGAAACUCGAAGGCGGAACCGGUCUCGGCGAAGGUGAAGGCGCAGAAGACAUCAGCAAAGACAUUCAAGAUGACGAGAACCUCGACGAGCUGGCCCAAGAGCCUAACCAAGAGAAAGGCGAUAUUGAAGAUGAGCAGGAUGCAGUCGAUAUGGCGGACGGCGACAUGGAAGGCGAAAUGGGAGAUGCGGAGGAGAAGGAAGACGGUGACGGCGAUGAUGAGAAUGAGGAGAGCGGGGAUGAGAUGGAUGAGGAGGCCGGGGAUGUGGAUGAUCUUGAUGCUAACGCUGUGGAUGAGAAGAUGUGGGAUGGGGGAGGGGAGGAUAAUGAUAAGGAGCAGGAGGGGGAUCAGGCGAAGGGAGAGCAAAAGCAGGAUGAGCAGGUUGCUGGGGAGGAGAAUGGCAAGGAGAAUCAGGCGAAGCAGGAGGAAGGUGAUGAAGGGGAAGUAGAUGAAGAGGAAGAGGAGCUAGAAGGAGCAGAAAUGGGCGAGGAUGUUAAGCAGCAGGACGAUGUUGAGAAACAUGAUCCGCAUGCUGAGGAGGGGGAGGCUUUGGAUCUGCCCGAGGAUAUGGAUUUGGACGGGGAUGAGGGCAGUGAGAAAGCGGACAAUGACGAGAUGGGAGACCUGUCUGAUGUUGAGGGGGAAGAGAAAGAGGAGGAGGGGGAAGAGGUGAAGAAUGAUGGAAAAGAAGAAGAAGAUUCAAAUGGACAGGAGGAUCAGCAAAUCGACGAUGAGAUGGACGUUGUUGACCUCGACGAAGAGCACAAUGAUGAAGGCGAAAAGACCGAAGAGGCUGGCGAGAAGGUUGAAGAAGAGUCGGCAGAGAAAGAGCUUGACAAACAGGAAGGUCUCCUGCGGGAUCGCGAUGACCAUGCGAAUGCCGAUGCUGAUAACGCCGUUCCAAGCGACGUCCAAGGAGUGGGCGAAGACCAGGAAGAGAACGCACGUGACGACAGGACCGAGUCGCAAAGCAGAGCCCAACGCGAAGACGGUGGGGAGGGCGGCGAGUCCUCUGAACAGAAAGAUGCCGCUGCUGAAGAUGGUGAGAAAGGUCGACAGGCCAAUGGUGACGCACCACAAGAUUCCCGUGACGAGACAGAAGACACUUCGGCUGCUCAACCGUUCAAGAAGCUUGGUGAUGCGCUCGAGAGAUGGCACCGACAGCAGUCCAAGAUUCGGAAUCCUGAAGAGAGAAAGGAUCAAGAAAAAGGCAAGGAUGAGGCUAUGGAUGUCGAUAAAGAAACAUCUGAGUUUCAGCAUUUGCAAGAUGAGAAUGCAGAGGCUGAUGCACAAGCCCUCGGUACUGCUACUGAAGACCAGGCUAAGGCAUUGGAUGAAAGCAUGGCAGUCGACGAAGAGAGCAAAGAGCUUCCAGAGGAGUUCCAGCCCGAUGAAGUGCAAGCCGAUGACAUCGAGCACGAUGGCAUGGACGUCGAAGAGCCCUCCACGCCAAAGGAAAAAGAGCAAUCCGAUGCCUACGAGGGUCGCGCCGGGGCAAUGAUCAAACAGUCCAAUCCCGACCUCGACGCAACCCUGGAUCCCAAGGCUCAAGUGCAAGACCUCGAAGAGGACGUCGAGGAAGUCGACCGCGAACUCGAAAGCACGCACCUCGAUCCUUCUCUAACCCUGAAAUCUGCCUCCGAUGCCCGCGCGCAAUGGAUGCACUACGAAGGCCUCACUCGAGACCUCUCCCUAUCACUCACCGAACAACUUCGCCUCAUCCUCGCUCCAACCCUUGCAACGAAAAUGCGCGGUGACUUCCGCACCGGUAAGCGACUGAAUAUCAAACGCAUCAUCCCGUACAUCGCCUCCCAGUACAAGCGCGACAAGAUCUGGAUGCGGCGCUCAGUGCCGUCGAAACGCUCUUACCAAAUCAUGCUCGCGGUGGACGACUCGAAAUCCAUGGGCGAGUCCGGCAGCGGUGCCCUCGCCCUCGAGACGCUGGUCAUGGUCAGCAAGAGCCUGAGCAUGCUCGAAGUUGGCCAGAUCUCGGUCGUGGGCUUCGGGGAGAGGGUCAAGGUGGCGCACGAUUUCGAGACGCCUUUCAGCGCCGACGCCGGCCCAAACCUCCUAUCGCAAUUCUCCUUCCGCCAGGACAGGACGGACGUCACGAGUCUCGUGCGAGAGAGCAUCAAUCUGCUCCGCGCCGCGAGACAGGGCGCGGCGGGUUCCCCGGCCGACCUGUGGCAGAUCCAACUCAUCAUCUCCGACGGCGUGUGCAACUCCUCCGAGCACGACGCCAUCCGCCGCCUGCUGCGCACCGCGCUCGAAGAGCGCAUCAUGAUGGUCUUCGUCAUCGUGGACGACGUGCGUGGCAAGCGGAAGGGCGAGAGCAUCCUCGAUAUCCGGGAAGCGAAGUUCCAGGAUGGGAAGGUCGAGAUGGAAAGGUACAUCGAGACGUUUCCCUUCCGCUACUUCUUGGUGGUGGGCGACGUGAGGGAGCUGCCGGCGGUGUUGGCGGGGGUGCUGCGGAGCUGGUUUGGAGAGGUCGUCGAUGCUAGCUAG
This is a messenger RNA of Drepanopeziza brunnea f. sp. 'multigermtubi' MB_m1, 14793 nucleotides long. RefSeq lists its product as uncharacterized. NCBI's taxonomy places the organism in Eukaryota, Fungi, Ascomycota, Leotiomycetes, Helotiales, Drepanopezizaceae. Gene Ontology annotation, cellular component: preribosome, large subunit precursor; nucleus. Gene Ontology annotation, molecular function: ATP binding; ATP hydrolysis activity. Gene Ontology annotation, biological process: ribosomal large subunit export from nucleus; ribosomal large subunit assembly. The record is from RefSeq and is a predicted model, not a curated record.